UUAAGACUUCAGAGAAUCGAGUGAUCCUGGUUCUGUAUAUUCCGACAAGACUAACCUUUAUUCCUCUGCCUCUUCUUUAUUCUUUUUUUUUAUUUUUCAAAAACAAAUCACCAGUUUAAGUCUCUGUUUUCGUUUUCUUCAACCUUCAAACGCAAGAUAUUUUUGCUUGCAGAAAAAAACCGAACCUCGUCUUCGAAUUUCGUUUUGUUCCUCCACUUAAUCGGCCACUGACACUGUACAAAUGUCUGAACAUUUUAUGGGCUUAAGCAAGAUUAAGACAGAAAGUUGUGUUCAUGGUUAUGAAUCUGCCUGGUUGAGUCGUUGGACUCCUAGUAACAAAAAUGCCAAGGAGAUUCACCUACCAGAAGAUGGUCACCUAUUGAAAGAGUCAACAGGUCCCAUGAAACUAAAAGGAAAAAUGUUGACUCUAUUUCCUAAUCUUGAUUCACCUGUUCAAAGUGUCGAUGUAAUACCUGACAUGAACAAAGAACCACCUAUUGUUGCGGACAGAGAAAACUCGAUAGAUGGGGAAGAAGAAGAAGCAAGCAGUCAAGCUACUCAAAGUAAGAAUGUGGAACACUUUCUCAACAACAACACCAACUUGCUCAGAGAGUGCAAGCGUAUAUGGUCGGACUCUGAAACCAACAGUAGAUCACAAGUCAAACGUCUGAAGACAAACGCAGCAGAUAACAGGGGAAAUGAAACCAAGAACAUGAUGGUUUUCGAAGAAGGACCAUCAGGGAAGAAGGUGAACCACUUCUUCCACAGUAUAUUCGGAAUGACCAAUCUCGGAUCAAGAAGAUAUCAAAAAUUCUCCACAUCACAAAACAAGAAUCUGAAUAUGGGAGAAGCAGAAGACGUUAACCCAUGGAUUCAGAGAUGGUGUAAGAGAAAAGCUGCAGACGUUCAUGAACCAAGAGGAGGGCAAGAAGUUAACUCAAAUGGCACUGUGCUAGAGAAGCAGCAGUUUCCAAGUAUUGCAGCAAUGGCAAUGAUGAGGAAGGCUCUGAGCGGUAUAAACCCUACCGGUUGUAGAAAGACCAACUCCCUCUUCGUUUGGAAUGCUGAGGAUUUAAGUUGAACAAAUUCUGUCAUGCCAAUCUUGCUGGUGUCAGAACACAACUCAAAACUAGAAUCUACCUACUUCAAAUAAACUUAGAAUUGUACCUGCAAAAGCUAUGAGUAUCAACUCUCAUUACUGCUGGAAUUAUUUUUACUGUGUGACAUAUAAGUAAACUUCAGAGAGCUUUGUUUCCAAACAAUGUUUUGAAUGCGCAAAAUCCAUCUUUUUCAUC
Molecule: messenger RNA, 1295 nt
Organism: Arabidopsis thaliana (thale cress)
Lineage: Eukaryota; Viridiplantae; Streptophyta; Magnoliopsida; Brassicales; Brassicaceae
Product: F-box protein
Exons: 2
Coding region: 242-1081 (279 amino acids)
Biological process (GO): regulation of photomorphogenesis
Cellular component (GO): nucleus
Source: RefSeq, marked reviewed